GAAAGCCAUCGAUUUAAUGUUAAGUAGUUUUUAGAAAAUACAUAAUCAAAGUAUUAAGGUGUGAUUCAUAUAUAUUAACUUGAUAAUUAGUUUGUAUUGUUUAGUUUAGCACUUCAUGAAGUCGAGCCUCAGGUAAAUUAUCGUUUGUGAGAGUACCUGCCUGGUAGGUACCUAAAAGUCGAAUAAUCGAUGGGCCAAGAGAUUGCACCAACGAAGUUAAUAAACAAUUUCUACCUGACUGAUAAAAAAGAUUUUUUAACAGAGUAUAUAAGUGGCUGUUAUCCUUUUCUUAGCAUAGUUUCGAUAAGACUUCGAACGCUACACACUUCUUUAGAUAAUAGAAAUUUAAUUAUCGGGUUUAAAAAAUGAGUCAACGACAACUGCAGUCAGUCUAUCUCAAUCAGAUCAUUCACGACAUUAGACCUCUAUUCACCUAUAUCAUCAGACCACUGCUACGUGCAGCAGUACUUCUGAUCACAUUCUGUGAUCUUGGACCAAAAACCUUGGAUAAUCGCGCCUUUAAUUUUGUUAAGGUAAAUCGUCGGCAGAAACGAUUGCCACUGAAGCAACUGCAUCAGCUGAUAGAGCUGAAAGAGAGUAGACAAGCAGAGCUGAAGAAAGAUCAAAAAAUGAAACAAAAGUUUGAGAAAAAGGAAAGGAAGCAUAAAAAACUAGAGCAUCAACAGCUCAAACAGCAACUAGAACUUAAAGAUAAAAAGUUUCUGCAGAACAAGAAACGUCAAGAAUCGUUGAAACAACAACGCGAAUUGAGAAAGCAACAACAACGAGAGAAAAAACAGCAUCAACAGGAAUUACAAAGAAAACAAGAGCACAAACUGAAGCAACAACAACAGUUACUAGAACAGCUUGAAGAGGACAACUUGCUAAGCAACCAGUUACUUAAAUUAGAAGUCCAAUCUGAUAAAAUCGAUGAUAUUAAAAAGGAUGUCGUCACACCUUUAUUGCAGUUUGCCAAGCUUAAUUUGUCGGAGGCCGAGUUUGUUAAACAUUUACAUCGGUAUAUUAUGGAACCGGGUUUAUUACGUCUCUAUGGUUACCCAACGGAGAGCAGCACUCACAGAGAUUGCAUCGAAAUUUUUAAGUAUAUACCUCAUCAGUUUGGCUUACGAGAGAACAACUCAAGCGAAUCGGAUAGCAGUAGCAGUACACCUUCAAGGAGCUCGGAAUCUGGAAAUAGCAGUUUAACAGCAAUGGACUGCGAUUCUACUGAAAUAAGUGAAGGUGAAGAAGAUGUAUUCGGAGAAACAAAGAAAAUUUGCGCACGAUGUGUGCGUUCGUUCUACAUUAACGUUUCCGGUGAAUAUUUAAGCCAUGAAAGCUGCACCUUUCACCGGGGUAAGCUAAACGGUACAUAUAGCGAAGGUGGUUAUACCACACAAUACACCUGCUGUUCGGGUUCUAAGGAUUCGGAAGGUUGUGAACAUUACCCACAACACGUAUGGACCGGUGUUGUCAGUGGCAUAAAUGGGCCGUACAAUGAUUUCGUACACACACUUCCACGCUCUAGUAAAACGCCUGCUACAUUCAAAGUGUAUGCGUUAGAUUGUGAAAUGUGUUACACUGGGCAUGGACUCGAAGUGACCAAGGUAACAAUUGUUGGUUACGAUGGUAAAGUGGUGUAUCACCAUUUUGUACGGCCUACAAGUAAAAUUGUAGAUUACAAUACGCGAUUCUCGGGUGUAACCGCAAGUGACCUAUGUAAAACUCAAAACAAGAGUUUGAAGACUUUAAAAGAAGUUCAAGGGGAUUUGCUGCAACUGAUCGAUGCCGAUACUAUACUCAUUGGUCAUGGCUUGGAAAAUGAUUUGCGUGUGCUGCGGAUUGUACAUAAAAAAGUCGUCGACACAGCUUACGAGUUCCUGCACCCAUUAGGUUUUCCAUAUCGCCGUUCGCUUAAGAAUCUGACUAAAAAAUAUUUAAAGCGUGAAAUUCAAUGUGGCAACGAGGGUCACGAUAGUUUGGAAGAUACGCAAGCAUGUUUGGAGCUGAUGAUGUGGAAAGUACGUAAAUACAUUGGCCUAGCAUAAUUAGGUUAUAUAUAUAUAUAAUAUAUUAUAUUGAUCAUUUAGUUGUAAGAAAUAAAAACAAUAUCAUAUUUAAAGUUGUUAUUAUCGUUAAAAUUGUUUUCUGAAAAAUAUAAAUCUAUUAAGUUUCUUAAAUUGAAAGUUUUAUUUAGCAUAGUUAGAAUGAUUAGAUUAAGGUUAAAUAUGCUCCGAUUUGUAAAUGGUCUUUCAUCACAAUUAUAUCCUUUUACUAAAAUUAUAUAAUACAUAAUUCAUAAGGUAACUCUAAAAAUAAUUUUCGCAAAAUCUAAAGAUAUUGUCUGUAAAAUGUUUAAUGUUGAUACAUAAAAAUUUAAGCGAACAAAAUUGUUUCCCAGAUAACCAAGAAAAAAAGCUACAAGUCCAGAUUAAAGGAUUACAUUACCCAAUCACGCACAGGUAGUCGCCUACGAAGUAAGGAGGGAAUAGCCCAAAAAAUAAGAUAAAAGCGAUAAGCCGAAGGAUCAAGCCAAACGUAGUUAAAUUACCUUGAUCAACUUUGUUACCGGUGCCUACCUGCAACCUAUAAAAGAAACGACAUUCCUUUCGAAAAUCAAGUACGCAAUAUCUCGGGGAAACCAAAGAAUUUUUAACCCAAAUACCGCAGCUCUUACCUUGUUUAUACUAUAAACAAAGUAUAUUAUGUUAUUUGUAACAGCCAGAAGGAAACGUCGAAGACGCUUUUAAAUAUAGCAUAUAUUUUAAAAAGACCAGCGUGACGAGCUGAGUCGAUUUAGCCAUGCCCGUGUCUGUCUGUAUAUAUACGAACUAAUACCUCAGCUUUCAAGAUAUCAGUGUGAAAUUUUGAACACGUCCAUUUCUCUUUUGCUGAAACCGCCGAUAGCCGACCACUAUCUCAUAUAGCUGCCAAACAAAGUGGCCAACCCAAAUCAGGCCCUUGUAUGAGCAACUUUUCGAUUUGACAAGAUAUCCGUACGAAAUUUGUCAUGGAUUAUUGUCCAAAACAACGCAACUACAAGUAUCUCCAAAGAAAUUGUUCGACUAUAGCAUAUAGCUGCCAUAAAAACUGACCGAUCGAAUUAAAGCUCGUGUAUGGAAAACUUUAGUGAGGUUAUUUCUUUCGAGGAAACGGAAGUGAAUGAUUAUCGAAAAACCUCGCGUGGACAGCGCAUAACGAUAUACUGACGCAAACUACUAUGUGUAAAAGUUUAAAAAUGGAAUCCACAUGUACAAUCCACAUCUAACUCAGUCGUUAAGUAUUACCAAUUAAAACCAUACGCUAAUAUUUGCAUAAAAGUUGUAGCUUAUUAAUUAUAAACAAAUAUUUGCAAACAAACUAUUCA
Molecule: messenger RNA, 3367 nt
Organism: Bactrocera oleae (olive fruit fly)
Lineage: Eukaryota; Metazoa; Arthropoda; Insecta; Diptera; Tephritidae
Cellular component (GO): nucleus
Molecular function (GO): exonuclease activity; nucleic acid binding
Source: RefSeq, a predicted model, not a curated record